Diaporthe batatas is the source of this 1449-nucleotide messenger RNA. RefSeq lists its product as uncharacterized. The transcript has 13 exons. The record is from RefSeq and is a predicted model, not a curated record. Gene Ontology annotation, cellular component: mitochondrion. Lineage: Eukaryota; Fungi; Ascomycota; Sordariomycetes; Diaporthales; Diaporthaceae. The coding region runs from base 1 to 1449 and encodes 482 amino acids. Gene Ontology annotation, molecular function: homocitrate synthase activity.
AUGUGCCCUACUCCAGACGAAGCCCCGGCUACCGCCAGCCGUACCAAUGGCGCCAAUGGCACAAAUGGCAGUGACAAUUCCCACCCUGGUUACACUGCUAUUCCAACCAAGCCUACACACCGUGCGCCCUAUGCGCCUGUUGGCGACUUCCUGAGCAAUGUCUCCAGGUUCAAGAUCAUCGAGUCUACCCUCCGUGAGGGCGAGCAGUUCGCGAACGCCUUCUUCGACACCGAGACCAAGAUCAAGAUUGCCAAGGCCCUCGACGAUUUCGGCGUCGACUACAUCGAGCUCACCUCGCCCGCCGCCUCGGAGCAAUCGCGAAAGGAUUGCGAGACCAUCUGCAAGCUCGGCCUCAAGGCCAAGAUCCUGACCCACGUCCGCUGCCACAUGGACGAUGCCCGUCUGGCUGUGGAGACUGGUGUCGAUGGACUCGAUGUCGUCAUUGGCACAUCCGCGUACCUCCGUGAGCAUUCGCAUGGCAAGGACAUGACCUACAUCAUCAACACUGCCAUUGAGGUCAUCGAAUUCGUCAAGUCCAAGGGCCUCGAGGUCCGAUUCUCCAGCGAGGACUCUUUCCGUUCCGACCUGGUCGAUCUUCUCUCCGUGUACAGUGCCGUUGACAAGGUUGGCGUUCACCGAGUGGGAAUCGCAGACACAGUCGGCUGCGCUUCCCCAAGACAGGUCUACGACCUGGUGAGGACUCUGCGUGGUGUUGUCAAGUGUGACAUCGAGACUCAUUUCCAUGACGAUACCGGCUGUGCCGUUGCCAACGCAUACUGCGCUCUCGAAGCCGGUGCCACACACGUUGACACCUCGGUUCUUGGUAUCGGUGAGCGCAAUGGCAUCACCACCCUUGGCGGUCUGAUGGCGAGAAUGAUUGUCGCCGACCGCGAGUACGUGACCAGCAAGUACAAGCUCGAGAAGCUCAAGGACCUUGAGAACUUGGUGGCCGACGCUGUGCAAAUCAACGUGCCAUUCAACAACCCAAUCACUGGAUUCUGUGCUUUCACUCACAAGGCUGGUAUCCACGCCAAGGCCAUCCUGAACAACCCGGCCACGUAUGAGAUUCUGAAGCCCGAAGACUUCGGUCUCAACCGCUACGUCCACUUUGCUUCAAGGCUGACAGGCUGGAAUGCCAUCAAGAGCCGUAUUGAGCAGCUCGGCCUCUCCAUGACUGACGACGAGGUCAAGCUCUGCACACAGAAGGUCAAGGCCAUGGCUGAUGUCAGGCCGCUGGCCAUCGACGACGCCGACUCUGUGAUCCGUACUUUCCACAAGAACCUCACGUCGGACGAGGAGAAGCCUCUGCUUCCCGACUUGACAUCCGAGGAGCAUGCCAAGUUCAAGAAGGCCGAGAAGGAGAUUGCCGGUGAGACCGAGAAGAGAUCAGCGGAUGAGAUUAGUGCCGAGGGUACAAACGGCAGCGCUGCCAAGAAGGUCAAGGUAUAG